AUGAAGUUUCCAUUGUCUCGUACCCCGUUUGGCGACUACCCCGCGCUGUCUGAAGCGCAAGCCGAACAGAUUAAGCUGCUUGUCCAGCAAACACUAUCAGAGACCCUAGUGGAGUACGAAUCCCACGAGCAGAAACAGCGGCGGUUGUUGCCGCGUUCACAGUACAAGGUCGUUAAGAAGGUCGAGAACCUCAUCUGUUACCGUCAGAGGUCUAAAGUCUCACCUGAAGUUGUAACACCGGUAACACGUACCUAUCCGACACGCACAAACCCGCCGUCUCCGGUAUCAUCAGUGACGUCUGCAUCGUAUGCGUCCACAGCUCGCAGCGGCGACGCCCAGUCUCUCAGGCACACACCAACGCUGGUUACCGUUGGCACGAUGGCUGGCACACUUGACGACGUCAUGUACGGGCUGCUUGCUACGGAUUCGACGUCAACGUUAAUCCGGGCCUCGUACACCGGCGAAGAGCUGCUGGAUUCCGAGCUGCUCCAUUGCAUUCAAUCCCCGACACCCGUCAAGCCGUUCCAGUUCUGCGGCGUGAAGUGGCACGUGCUGGAAUUGACGAAGAUCACGUCAAAGCGCGAUUUUGUGUUCGUGGAGGCUUCAGGAGUUGUUGAUCGCCCGAACGGCGAGCGUGUAGGAUACCACAUCAUGCACUCGGUCGACCUUCCAGGCCUCGGUGAACUGUCGGAGAAGUAUCAAGUGCUGCGGGCGCACGUCGUGUCCUGCCACCUUUUCCGCCAGCUACCCACCAACACGGUCGACGUGUACAUGAAAGGCCUCGUCGACCCUAGCGGCCACAUGCCUAGCGCCGUUGCCACUGCAUCGACCGUCGGUGCCCUUUUAAAGUUCAGCCAAGCCGUCGAGUGCUCACACAGCAAGAAGCUCGAGUAUUUGCUCGAGCAGGAGCAACUCAAGCGUGCCGGUGCACUGAACAGAGCGAGUGGUGCUAGCCACGCGAGCAUCCAAAGCAAUGGCAAGCUAACGAAAGCAGGUGGGUCGUGCGCCGUGUGCGCCACGACAUUGCACCUAUUCCGCAGUGUAGCUCGCUGCGAGCUCUGCUCUGAAGCUGUUUGCUCCCGGUGCCGCGUUACCCGACGGCUGAGCUACCGUGUCGCUCGCCCGAAGGAGCUGAAGCAGCAGAACACUACCUUCUGUACGACGUGUAUCGCGAAAGCUUCGGCUUACAGUGCCGCCGACGUUAUUCGCUCAGAGCUGGCUGCACAGUCCACGUUCAAGAAGAACGCGUCGAACAGUAUGAACAACUUGGUCUCCAGUCAACUCCGACGGUUCCUGACCGGCUCAACUCUCUCAUGCAACAACACAACGCUAUCGUCUUCUACCUACUCGCGUCUUGAGACGCCCGUGGAGGAGGAUGAGGACGAUCUGUCAUCUCGUCGGACAAGUCUAGAUAUUGAUGGCCCGACCGUAGCCGUCCGAAGGCGGUCGGUGACGCACCCGCCUGUGUCGCGCGAGAAGGUGGAGAUUGAGAUGCUGGCUGAGCUAGAUCUGACGUCCAGUCUCAGCGUGGUGAGCUCCAGCAGCGACUACUUGGACGAGGACUUUUACGAGAACGAGGCGGGUCGAAGGAAGACUCAGCCUCCCAACGCGUUCUCGGAUCUACCCGAAUCCAAACCGGCAGACCCGCUCGCGUGCUCGAUGCCGCCCAAACCCAGCGCUUCAGCAAUGAACAACCAGGUGCGACACCAACGCGACCUCAUUCGGCGCAUGGAGGAGCUGCGGCAGAAUGCCGAGAGCGUUUAUCAACUCACGCGGAGGAACACACAGAUGCAGUGCGGCGGCAUGCCGUUGCAUUCACAGUCCGUGUGCAUCACGAACGUCGAUCUAGAUUAAGCGCUUUCUCAGAGGCAGGAGUGUUCUAAUAGCGUUUGCUUGUUCAGGUCUUUACAUAAUUGACCUGGUAGAGCAGUAUAAUGCUACUCGGGUUGGCAUUUUACCUUACUCUCACCGUUUCUUACAUCUAUCUAUGAUAAACCUGUAGACAUCGUAAGCAAGUUGAUUCGCACCGGUGCCGCGGUAUUGUCCGGGUCGGGUGCGGCUGAGAGCAGUGCUCUCAAUUCUCUUGUCAGUCGUAGCAGCGCUUGUCAAAUGACACCAAGAUGUCGG
Molecule: messenger RNA, 2127 nt
Organism: Phytophthora nicotianae INRA-310
Lineage: Eukaryota; Oomycota; Peronosporomycetes; Peronosporales; Peronosporaceae
Exons: 1
Coding region: 1-1854 (617 amino acids)
Source: RefSeq, a predicted model, not a curated record